AUGCAACACAAUGAUACAAGUUCAAAUAAUUUAUUUACAAAUAUUGAACGGUUAGGUACACGUGAUUUAUUAUUCUAUGGACAAUUUUCAUAUGAUACUAUAUUAACAUCAAUCCAAAGUAAUAAUACAUUACCAUUAUCAGUUAAUGUUCAAUUAUAUAUUUAUCUGAUUUAUUUACAUCAUCACAACAUUUAUCAAAUUAAUAUGAUGAAUAUUUUUGUACAUGUAAAUAAUGAACAUGUUAAUAAAGAACAAACAAUAAUUGAUAGUUCAUCAAUAAUUGCAUCAUCAGAUAAUAUUCCUAUUGAACUUGUUGAAGAAUUAUAUGAACGUACUAAACAAUCAGCAACAUUACUAUAUGAAGCUUUACUUUUAUUACGUCCUUUAUCAUUAUUACUUGCACAUAUUAGUUUCUUUUUUCGUGCUUUAAUUAAUGCACGUUAUUCAGCUAAAGUUAAUGAAUGGACUUUAUUAUCAACGACAAAUAUUGCACAAAGAAAAUCACUAUGUAUGGCUAUAUGGGGGUUUUUAUUGAUGUUAUCACGUUUCAGUGCUCGUUUCGAAGAAUCAGACAAUCGUUUAUUUCUUAUUGCUGAUCGAAAAUAG
Rotaria sp. Silwood1 is the source of this 606-nucleotide messenger RNA. NCBI's taxonomy places the organism in Eukaryota, Metazoa, Rotifera, Eurotatoria, Philodinida, Philodinidae. The record is from the annotation of a GenBank genome assembly.